ACAUUAUGAUUUAGAAGUAAUUGCUUUGGAACAUAAUCCAAUGUUUGUUACUAUUUUCAUUGAUGUAACGAUUAACAAUUACGUUAUAGUUCUGUUUCAUGGAUAUGAAAAUCAGAAUAGAGAAUUUAUACAAGCUAUAAAAGACCCGGACUAUUUAACCCCUUCCACAUUUUGA
Messenger RNA from Racocetra fulgida, 175 nucleotides. The record is from the annotation of a GenBank genome assembly. NCBI's taxonomy places the organism in Eukaryota, Fungi, Glomeromycota, Glomeromycetes, Diversisporales, Gigasporaceae.